Messenger RNA from Dipodomys ordii (Ord's kangaroo rat), 2201 nucleotides. RefSeq names its product ring finger protein 112 (gene Rnf112). Gene Ontology annotation, biological process: endoplasmic reticulum organization; protein homooligomerization. Lineage: Eukaryota; Metazoa; Chordata; Mammalia; Rodentia; Heteromyidae. The record is from RefSeq and is a predicted model, not a curated record. Gene Ontology annotation, molecular function: GTP binding; GTPase activity; metal ion binding. The transcript is spliced from 14 exons. The coding region runs from base 50 to 1948 and encodes 632 amino acids.
GCGGUGGCCUCCACUCUCCGCAGCAGACCCUCUCCCAUCCCAGCCUCUCAUGCCGAGACCCGCCUUGUCUGUCACUUCCUUUUGUCAUCGGCUUGGCAAACGGGAGAGAAAAUGGAGCUUCAUGGGAAACAGCAGCAACAGUUGGUCCCAUGCACCAUUCCCCAAGCUGGAGCUGGGCCUGGGGCCCCGUCCCACAGCACCCCGGGAACCACCCACUUGCUCCAUCUGUCUGGAAAGGCUUCGAGAGCCCAUCUCACUGGACUGUGGCCAUGACUUUUGCAUCCGGUGCUUCAGCACACACCGCAUCCACGGCUGCGAGCCACCCUGCUGUCCUGAGUGCCGGAAAAUCUGCAAGCAGAAGAAAGGCCUCCGAAGCCUCGGGGAGAAGAUGAAGCUCCUGCCUCAGCGGCCACUACCCCCUGUACUGCAGGAGGUGUGUGCGGUGAGGGCCGAACGGCUGCUGCUGGUACGAAUCAAUGCCUCUGGCGGCCUCAUCCUCAGGAUGGGAGCCAUCAACCGCUGCCUGAAGCACCCGCUGGCCAGGGACACCCCAGUCUGCCUCCUCGCCGUCCUGGGGGAGCAGCAUUCAGGGAAGUCCUUCCUCCUCGACCACUUGCUCCGGGGCUUGCCUGGCCUGGAGUCUGGUGAGGGCAACUGGCCCAAAGGAGGAGAAGGGUCCUUGCAGGGGUACAGGUGGGGUGCCAGUGGGCUCACCAGGGGCAUUUGGAUGUGGAGCCACCCUUUCCUGCUGGGGAAAGAAGGGAAGAAGGUGGCUGUGUUCCUGGUAGACACGGGGGACACCAUGAGCCCGGAACUGAGCAGAGAGACAAGGAUCAAGCUGUGUGCUCUCACCAUGAUGCUGAGCUCCUACCAGAUCCUGAACACCUCCCAGGAGUUGAAGGACACAGACCUGGGCUAUCUGGAGAUGUUUGUUCAUGUGGCUGAGGUGAUGGGCAAGCAUUAUGGGAUGGUACCGAUCCAGCACCUGGACCUCUUAGUUCGUGACUCAUCCCAUUCCAGCAAGACAGGGCAGGGGCACGUGGGUGACAUCCUCCCGAAGUUGUCCAGCAAAUACCCCAAGGUCCAGGAGCUGCUCCUAGGGAAACGAGCCCGCUGCUACCUGCUGCCUGCUUCCGGAAGGCAGUGGCUGAACAAAGGCUCAGGAAGCCCAGGAGGGGAUGCAGAAGAUGAAUUUGGUCAACUUCUCCGGGCCUACGUGUCAGAUGUGCUGAGCACAGCCCCUCAACAUGCUAAGAGCCGCUGCCAGGGGUAUUGGAGUGAGGGGCGCACCGUGGCCAGGGGGGACAGACGCCUGCUCACAGGACAACAGCUAGCUCAAGAGAUCAAGAACCUGUCAGGCUGGAUGGGGAGGACAGGACCUGGUUUCAGCUCUCCAGAUGAGAUGGCCGCUCAGCUACAUGACCUGAGGAAGGUGGAAGCUGCCAAGAAGGAAUUUGAGGAGUUUGUGAGGCAGCAGGACAUAGCCACCAAGCGCAUCUUCUCUGCGCUCCGGGUCCUGCCCGACACCAUGAGGACCCUCCUGUCCACCCAGAAGGAUGCCAUCUUGGCCCGCCACGGUGUGACCUUGCUGUGCAAGGAGCGAGAGCAGACCUUGGAGGCCCUGGAGGCCGAGCUGCAGACCAAGGCCAAGGCCUUCAUGGACUCCUACACUAUGCGCUUCUGUGGCCACCUUGCUGCUGUGGGGGGCGCUGUGGGGGCCGGGCUCAUGGGCCUGGCAGGGGGUGUGGUGGGGGCUGGUAUGGCAGCAGCCGCGCUAGCUGCCGAAGCUGGGAUGGUGGCAGCGGGGGCAGCAGUGGGGGCCACUGGGGCUGCUGUGGUCGGGGGUGGCGUGGGGGCUGGGCUGGCUGCCACUGUGGGAUGCAUGGAAAAAGAGGAGGAUGAGAGGGUGCAGGGAGGAGACCGAGAACCCCUUCUCCAGGAAGAGUAAGCCAGGAGGCCUUAAAGGGUGAGAUACACAAGGUGAAGGGGCCCACAUGUACCCCAUUGUGCCCACUGAAGGCCUCGUGCCUGGCAGUUGGCUGAGCCUGGGACUCGAGGUGGCUCGAGGAACCAGGCCAGGAGGCAUGGAAGAGAGCACAGGGCCUAUUUCUGAGUAGAGAUGAUUGCUAAUCUGCCAUCAUCCCAGCUGAACUUGGCCCCAGGGUCCCCCCAUUCCAGUUUCUUUUCCAUGAUGACCCUGG